AUGGCAUUGAGAGAGGCCGCUGCAUUAGGAAACAUUGCUGCCAUCAAAAUCUAUAUCAACAAUGGUGUUCAUAUUAACGCUUCAAAUCGCACCAAUGGAUGGACACCAUUGCAUUGGGCUUGUUCUAGAGGAAAUAAAGAGGCUGCUCAACUUCUGAUCGCUAAUGGUGCAAAGAUUGAUAUUGCUAAUAAUAAUGGCAUGACACCUGUUGAUGUAGCCAAAGGAGAUGCGCUUAAAUGGCUUCAAUCUGUCAAUGGCGAGCAUCCGCUACCAUCUGAAAAUAGCAGCGAUACUCCCCCAGAAACUGGAUCGUUUAUUCCCAAUUACUUGAGAUUUCCCGAUCUGAACAAAGCGUGGAGUGUGCCCGAGUCUAUACCCACUCAAGUCAGAUCUGUAUACGAAACAGCACUAGCAAAACCUCAAUCUGAUACAUCUGCUAAUCAACCUAAAAGUUCAUUGCUGCCCAAAUCCAUGGAUGCACUGGCUUCACCACUACAACAAACCAACACUGGAUGGGCCAAGAGUGAAGUUCUUGUAUUCAAGGACCAAUUCAAGUCGGACGCGAUCCUCGGAGCCGUCUUUAUCGACCGUAAUACAACCAUUGCAGAGCUGUGCAAGCAAAUACAAGCAGAGAUUGAUAACGUUCCAAUGCAUUUUAAACUAGCAAGACUCAAUGAUAGGUAUCAGAUUCCACUGAGUAAAGGGCAAUAUAACCAACAAGCAUGGAUGCAUUUUAAUGGAGGAUACAAAUCAGAACAAUUGUCAUCAGUGUUAAUAUUGAUUGAAACUUCCGAGUCGAGUUAA
Molecule: messenger RNA, 804 nt
Organism: Batrachochytrium dendrobatidis JAM81
Lineage: Eukaryota; Fungi; Chytridiomycota; Chytridiomycetes; Rhizophydiales
Exons: 3
Coding region: 1-804 (267 amino acids)
Molecular function (GO): protein binding
Source: RefSeq, a predicted model, not a curated record